Molecule: messenger RNA, 687 nt
Organism: Prorocentrum cordatum
Lineage: Eukaryota; Dinophyceae; Prorocentrales; Prorocentraceae
Source: the annotation of a GenBank genome assembly
AUGGUUGUGGGCGGGGGCCUCUGCUUGUGGGUCUCGCGAAGCCCUCGACGCGAGCACCAGAUCGUCACUGGUGUUCCAGUGUCUUCAUGCAGCACCCACGAUGGCUCCGACGAGCAGCCCGACCUCGUCCCCGACGCCCAGUCCGACGAGCAGCCCGACAAGCAGCCCGACCUCCAGUUCGACCGCGUCCCCGACGUCCAGGCCGACGAGCAGCCCGACCUCUGGUCCUUCCUCGCCCCCGACGCCCAGCCCCACGCCUUCGCUGACUGCGGCCCCGACGAGCAGCCCGACAAGCAGCCCGACCUCCAGUCCCACCGCGUCCCCGACGUCGGUCCGACGAGCAGCCCGACCUCUGGUCCGUCCUCGUUUUUCCCAGGGAGUGUGGCGACGAGUUCGGCCUUUGGCGAUUCCCAUAUGAAGGAUGUAUUUGGCGAGCGUUUUGAUUUGAUGGCGCCAGGCAACCAUGUUCUCAUCAACAUCCCUCGUGGAGAGCGCGCUGAAAAAAAAAAUCUGCUUCGCGUGCAGGCCGAUGCACGCCGAUUGGGUAAACAGUGCACGGUUCCGUGUUUCCAAGACUUGAACGUGACCGGGUCUUGGGCAGAGGCAAAACAAGCCGGAGAUUUGUUCGUCACAGCGCAUCGCAGAGCGAUGUCGAGGUUCCUAAGUGGGUUAGUUUUGAUAAGAUAA